UAACUUUCAAAAUUAGUCAUACUGUAAUAAUGGCCGGCGGCAGUGUUUGUUGUUUUUCGUCUACAAGUUUUUAAUAUAUUUGUGAAUAAUUAAGCUGUGUUAACUGUAUAUUUGUGUUCUCUGAAACGUGCAGCUAUGGCUAAAGUGGAGCAGCCAAUCUUCAUUCUGCCGAAGAAACGAAAUGGCAAGAAACAGAAUACAAUAGCCAGCCAUGUAGACCACAUCAUUACCGUGCAGGGAGUUGCAGAUGAAGCUCAAACAAAAUACAAGAAUGGACUCUCUCCUGUUUCUGAACAUGUUGUCAAUGGCAUAAUCCACUCUACUAUGGAAGGCCUCAAAUCCAACAUGAAAAUAAAUCUGCCAAUAAUAAAUGACGUCAAUGAUGAAGAAUAUAAUGAUUUCAAUGGAGAAGAAUCUCAGAAGAAUGUCCAAAAGAAUGGCUAUCAAGCUCUGUCUACUCUCAAUAGCAGCCGGGAAAUCAUAGACUUGUCACCAAUAUAUGAAAACUCCUCAGACGCUUGUUCCAGUCAUGGUGAUCUCAGAGAUGCUAAUGACAGUGACAUACAGAAAAGCUGCAAGGUUCUCAACUCUGAUCAAAACGAGAGCUCAUCUGCUACCCCUAACAGCAUGUCCCAAACACAGUCUGAAAACAGUUUCGAAAUGGGCAAUCUCACUGAUAGCCUUAAGAAUAGUGCCAAGAGGAAAAAACGAGUGAACAUUGUCCCUGGAAUAAUGGAGGCAGAUAACACUGAUACUGAAAUUACAGCCCUACGAGUUGAGUCUGAAGGUUCAAUGUCCCCUGACUGUUCGCUGACAGACAAUUCCAAGGAUGGGUAUUUGACUAUGACAGGCACUAUUAAGAGAGGCAAAAAAAAGGGCCAGAAUGUUGAUGUUAAACUCAAUAUUUCUAGGGAAGAGCUUGAGAUUAUUGAAGCUGCAAUUGUAGCUGAGGAGUACAACAAGAUGGAUAUCUCCAAAUGCUCUCUAUACAAUGGCCCACACAUAUUUCUCUUCAGUCUCAUUUGCAUUCCCAUUGUGGCUUGCAUUUCAGCCUUGUACUCAUUCUACAUGGGUACAAUGGCCUGGUACAAUGUAUUUUCUCAUGUCACUGAGAAUUUCAGCUGCAUCAAAAAGGUUUUGCUCGCUCCAAUAGUGAUUUUGUCUUAUCCAUUUUUGAUAGUCAUAUUCACUAUUGGACUGGGCCUGUAUGCAGGUAUAGUGCAGCUUACGUUCAGUGCUGCUAAUUGGUGGAAAGAUGUCUGCGAUUUUGAGAAAGGGUUUUACGGCUGGCUCUGUAAUACUCUAGGUAUGUCAGAGUGUAGUCCGUAUGAAGUUGUAGUUCUGAUGGAUGUAAAACCUUAAAGAGGAAAAUAAUAAUUAAUGUUGUCUAUGACACUGCCAUUUAUAGAUGUCCAUUAUAUCUCAAAUAUUAUUAUUUAAUGAGACAAUUAACAGUAAAUAAUGUGAAGGAGUAAUCUCUUUAUAAUAAUCCUUUUUAAU
Helicoverpa armigera (cotton bollworm) is the source of this 1500-nucleotide messenger RNA. RefSeq lists its product as uncharacterized. The record is from RefSeq and is a predicted model, not a curated record. Lineage: Eukaryota; Metazoa; Arthropoda; Insecta; Lepidoptera; Noctuidae. Bases 136 to 1362 code for a protein of 408 amino acids. The transcript is spliced from 2 exons.